Messenger RNA from Pollicipes pollicipes, 2327 nucleotides. Its product is annotated as facilitated trehalose transporter Tret1. Gene Ontology annotation, cellular component: membrane. Gene Ontology annotation, biological process: transmembrane transport. Bases 207 to 1262 code for a protein of 351 amino acids. The transcript is spliced from 5 exons. Gene Ontology annotation, molecular function: transmembrane transporter activity. Lineage: Eukaryota; Metazoa; Arthropoda; Thecostraca; Pollicipedomorpha; Pollicipedidae. The record is from RefSeq and is a predicted model, not a curated record.
ACUGCUCUCACCGAUCCGAUCCGAUCCGAUCCGAUCCGAUCCGAUCUCACGUGAGACGCUGGCCACCCCGGAGCAGCCCGGCUCACAGCGAGAGGCCGGGAGCUGCGUCUGAGCUGAAUGUGGCGCCGCUGGACUGAGUCGCCCUGCGUAGCACAAGGACAUUUCCAUGAGGAUGUCCAGAUGAGACCACGGUUGUAGCGAAAAGGAUGACCAGCUCCACCCUGGAGCUCAUCUACAGCCCGAAGUCUUCCAGCUACAUCACUCAGGUUCUGGCCACGCUGGCCGUCUCGAUGGGCCCGCUGGCGGUCGGGUUGGGCAAGGGCUACAGCUCGCCGGCGCUGGCCUCGCUGGCCGGGCCGGCGUCGCUGGGCGGCCUGGCCAUCUCGCCGGAGGAGGGCUCCUGGGUGGCCAGCCUGUCGCUGCUGGGCGCGCUGGUGGGCGGCCUUCCGGCGGGGCUGGCGCUGCGGCUGGGCCGGCGGCGCACGCCCAGCUUCCUGCUGUUCCGAGGCCGCGAGCGCGAGGCCCAGGUGGCACUGCAGUGGCUGCGCGGCGCGCGCGCCGACGUCGCCGCAGAGCACGCCGUGCUUCGCGCCAACAUCCUCCAGAUCCGCCCCGGGCGGCCGCGUGCGCUGCUGCGGCCCCUCCUCGUCACGUGCGGCCUCAUGCUGCUACAGAAGUUCUCCGGCGUCAACGCCUUCAGCUUCUACGCGGUGCCGAUCCUGUCCAAGACGUUCGCGCGCACGAGCGCGCACGGCGCGGCGGUGGUGGUGUGCCUGCUCCAGAUCCUGGCCGGUCUCACCUCGGGCGUCCUGAUCGACACGGUCGGCCGGCUGCCGCUGCUGGCCGUCAGCAGCGCGCUCAUGUCGCUAGCGCUGGCCGGCUUCGGCACGUUCGUGUACGUGGUGGAUGCGAGCCAACUGCUGACGGACGGCCAGCAGGCGCCGCUCGACUGGAUCCCCAUGUCGUGCGUGCUCGUAUUUCAGGUGGCCUUCUCGCUGGGCGUCGGGCCCAUCUCGUGGCUGCUGAUUGGCGAGCUCUUCCCGCUGAGGCACCGCGGCCUCGGCGCGUUCGCCACCUCGGUCAGCUACGGCUGCGCGUUCGUCAGCGUCAAGACGUUCGUGGACCUGGAGCGAGCGCUGGGUCUGCACGGCGUGUUCUGGCUGUACGCGGCCGUCUCGGCGCUCUGCCUCGUCUUCGUGCUGGCGUGGGUGCCGGAGACACGCGGCAAGGAGCUCCCGGAGAUGGAGAGGACCGGCUGCUGAAGAGAAUAGGCCCAGACAGCCGCGGUUACAUAUCAGCUGAACUGCCGGGCGCGGCAGUCGAUGGUAUGGAGGAUUGCCGAUGGAGGAAGAAGGAGAGAGAGAGCGUUACCUGCCAAAACGCUGAGAAGUUAGGUGGGCAAGGUGGUCAAUAUCCCAAGCGCUGCAGGAGGGCUGAGAGGAAUGACCCCGGGCUGCAACCGGUGGAGGCCUCGUCUGGAUAGUGGAAGCAUAGGCAUGCAAAUACUGAGAGAAUUGGCGGACUGGAGAACGUGGCGAGCGGUUCCAGAAGACGGUCGACUCACUGAGGUGGUAACGUUCGAAGCCCCAGAAUCAGUCAAGCUGCCGCUGGAACUGGUCAGCCAGGAGAGGCCUGUCGGCUGAGUUAUCAAAAUCCGGCACGCUUCUGAAGGGAUCAACGGAGAAAGGGCAGCGCUGUAUCACUCCAGCUCCUGUCAGGGAGGUCAGACGAGAAGAGCUGCUCGAGGGGCAGGAAUGAGGAGACGGAUCGGUCAGUAGGCUGGCUACAGUGUCGGAGAACACGCUGCCUGAGCGACAGCUCGGUCGUUGAGCAGACUAACGGACCAGCGGAGACGAGCGCUGUUGUGACAGAUAAAAUGGAGUGGGUUAGCGCGCGAAGAUGAAAGUGGCUGAAGGUACCCAGAGGCGAUGAAAGCAGAGAGGCACGUCGCAUAUAUGUUGAAUGUGAAUGCUGAUGGAGCUUUUCAGUCUUCCACGCCCUACCAUCUACCUCCGUAUUGUUUGUAGCGCCGCAUGCCAGUACAAUCCACAUCCCUGGGCCAAGCGGUGGCCCGAGUUAAGACACGCUUGUUUUUCUACGUCGAGCGCCGGGCGUCCAUCCGCCACGUUUGUUGUUACUAAUCGGAGUUGUAUGUUUGUUAUGUAUCAUUCAGCAGCAUAGGCGCUCCUCACGUACUAUUGUAUUGUUACCAGCCGAUCUCAACCAGCUGCUCUGUGCACCCUUCAAAGUGUCUUGUAGUACAACUUCGCCAGCAGUGAGGCUUUAACCAACGCGUCGUAAUUUACAAUAGAACAGCUCUACGCGCA